AUGUUCUCCAUUGUUUCUAGGGUCAGUCGACCUUCUAUACUUAAACCUGGUUUGAAUUUUCAUGCAAGAACGCUACGCUUGCUUCCAGAUUGGUCAAAGUACAAGCUUAUUGAACAGCCACCAGGAUACAUUGUUGAAACCGUUAAUGAGGCUUACAAACCACCAUUACCUAACGCUUACGAUGGCUCAUAUCACUGGACUUAUGAUAGAAUUAUAUCGAUAGCAAUGGUGCCCCUUGUGAUGACCCCUUUUGUUGCUGGUGUUGAGUUCCCAGUCAUUGAUGCUACAUUCUCAGUGUUGACGUUGUUUCACUGUCACGCUGGUUUCAAGAGUUGUAUAAUAGACUAUAUUCCAAAAAGGGUUUAUAAUGCUUGGUACGGAGUUGCUACUAAAUUGUUGACUUUUGGUACUUGUGUUGCCAUGUAUGGAAUCUACGUGAUGGAGACUACAAGCAACGGAUUAUUCGAUGUAGUGAAAAGUCUAUGGAUGGCUUAA
Lodderomyces elongisporus is the source of this 495-nucleotide messenger RNA. Its product is annotated as Sdh4p. The transcript has a single exon. Bases 1 to 495 code for a protein of 164 amino acids. Gene Ontology annotation, molecular function: heme binding; ubiquinone binding; succinate dehydrogenase (quinone) activity. NCBI's taxonomy places the organism in Eukaryota, Fungi, Ascomycota, Pichiomycetes, Serinales, Debaryomycetaceae. Gene Ontology annotation, cellular component: membrane; mitochondrial envelope. Gene Ontology annotation, biological process: mitochondrial electron transport, succinate to ubiquinone; tricarboxylic acid cycle. The record is from RefSeq and is a predicted model, not a curated record.